This is a messenger RNA of Dibothriocephalus latus, 672 nucleotides long. NCBI's taxonomy places the organism in Eukaryota, Metazoa, Platyhelminthes, Cestoda, Diphyllobothriidea, Diphyllobothriidae. The record is from the annotation of a GenBank genome assembly.
AUGACAUCCAGAAUCCCUACCCACGGUGCACAUCCGCCUGAGCGCAUCACGAAAAGAAUAUGUUUCAUUCUGAAUAAUAUCACCGAACACAACCUCCAACGCCAGGCAGACGAAGUGAUGUCACUGCUACCCUACCACUUUAUGAAUUGGUUUGCGGAGUUUAUCAUCAGCCGCGUCGCUUCGGAGCCUAAUCUUGUCAAUCUGUAUGCCGAAUUCGUAUUACUUGCAUCAGAUCGUCAGAAUAAUUUCCGUUCCCAUAUUCUUCAUUUACUAACGAGAGAGAUCGACACACUGCUGCAAAGUGGACGACUACAGCCGUGCAAUGGAAAGGCAUUAAAACAUUUCGGAGCGUUUCUUGGUCGUCUCACGUUGGCAAAGGGCAUCAGACUGGGAGUGGACAUUAAGUCUCUUAUUUAUGUGGCCUUCAAGAACCGCCCCGACUCCUUGGAUUAUAUUGUCCCGUUCAUUGCUGAACUAUUAAAAACCAUAAAGGAAAGCCACUCCAUAAAGACGACGGACCAUUGGGUAACAGAAAUAUUGCAAGUGGCGAAGGAGUUGCAUCAUAUCACCAAUAAGUUAACCAUUCAGUUUGAAAUCGAACUUUUAUUCAGCUUUUUGCAACGUGAUAUGAAUGAAAUCAAUUCGGCAUUCUACUUACGACGAAUAAAAUGA